Molecule: messenger RNA, 1010 nt
Organism: Lineus longissimus
Lineage: Eukaryota; Metazoa; Nemertea; Pilidiophora; Heteronemertea; Lineidae
Product: transgelin-2-like
Exons: 5
Coding region: 178-531 (117 amino acids)
Biological process (GO): actin filament organization
Cellular component (GO): actin cytoskeleton
Molecular function (GO): actin filament binding
Source: RefSeq, a predicted model, not a curated record
AUCAUUUAGAAUGAUAUGGUGAAUGUAAUGUAGGCGUCCUUAGUGUGCCAAUCAUUGAAUGAAGAGGUAGACUGUAGAUUCAGCGUAGAUUGGGCGUCUUCUGGAUACCACGGCGAGAGGACUGUCAGUGCUGGCGGCUGUACAUUGUGAGUGUGGAAGGAAGCCUGAUAUUUCAAGAUGGCUGAGGUUGAAGAUACUGCUCUCCCUGGAAUGAUCGACGAUGCGAACAAGCUGCUCGGUCUUCACGCAAAAACUGAAAAUGACGUGCAUGAAGCCCUCGUUGAUGGACAGCUUUUAUGCAAUAAGAUGAAUCAACUGUACCCGGAGGGAAAAAUCAAAGUGAAUACCUCGAAGAUGGCUUUCAAGAAAAUGGAGAACAUUGGGUUCUUUUGCAGUGCGGUGAAAUCGUACGGCAUCCGCGAAGAGUAUUGUUUCCAGACGGUUGACCUCUACGAGAGCAAAAAUAUGAGACAGGUUCUGAUUUGCUUGUCGAAUCUUUAUAAAAUGGCCAAAGAAAAACGACAGAUAUAGAGACUCUCAGGAAUAGUUCAUAAUCAGUACCGGACUACGUGGUCGUAUUCCAAGUUUCUUCGAUAAUACGGAUACUACUAGUAAUUACUUCAUGUAGUAUGUAGGUAGAAUUUCAUAUUUUUCAUUGUAGUCGAGGAAGUUCCCCUCUAUCAAAAGAACGUUUCGCCCUUCGGACGUUUGAAACGUACACGUACGCAGCAAGGGGAGGGCAUUUGUAAAUUUCAGGAGUUUAUACAGGCGUGUACCACCAUUGAUGAUUUUCUCAUAUUUUUAUGGUCGGUUGUCUUGAAAAAACAUUGAAACUACUGGCAGUCGUUCUGUGUUACGAAAACACCCGCACUUUCGAAGAAAAGUAAAAGAAAUGUUCUUUAUUAGGAAGCGACAAACAGAUAACAACAUGUUAGUCAACUUUUCAUUUUCUUAUAAAUUCCAUUAAAAUCAUUUCAUUUCUCUAAGAUUAAACUAUUUAUCCAAUUCUA